UAUAUGUCUUCUCAUAAAAGCUACUCCCAAAACUUUUGUUGCAUGAACUGUUCUUAAUAAUAUAAAUUAAGCUUAUAAAAGUUUUCUCUCUUCCACUUCCACACAACCGAACCAAGAAGCCAAGAACACAAUCUCAUUCUCAUCUGAGACUUUGCCCGUUUGAUUACCCAACUGAACACCCUAACCAGAUUUUGAACUUCACACCCCAACCCCACUCUCUUCUCUUUCAAUUUAUUUUCACGAUUUUACCAUUUGGGGCUUUUUUUCUCUUGUGGGCAAUGGAGUCCACAACCACACCAUCUUGGGAAGAAGAUGAAUGGAAUCUCUGCAACGACAAUGGCUUUGUCUAUAAGCGCUGGAGGAAGUCCCAACUUGACCCAUUAACCGAUGCCGUCCCACCUCCGCCGGAUUCCGGUCCGGAUCCCGAGGCGGAGGAGAUGGUUCGGAGAGAGCGGAAGAGGAAGACGCUGUUGAAGCUCAAAGCUCAGUACCAGAGGGAAAUUGACCAGUGGGAGUAUUUAUCGAAUACCUUGUGUGCAAUGGAGGAAACUACGCUUCAGCUCCAACAACAACGGCGUCAAACGGUGGUUUCGGACUCUUCUCCGUUACCGGUGGUUCCGCGAACGGUUUCCGUUUGUGGGUCACUGGUUCAAGAACUUGUGUUGCAGGUGGAAACUCAGGAAGCAAUUAUUAGAGAUGCUUCAAAUCUUUGUGAUAUAGCAGAAGCAAUUUGCAAUGCUCAUGAGGAAGAGACAAAUCAGUCUUUAAUCGAUCUCCCGAUAUGGGCUGUACCAGCUUCACCGCGAGAGCUUUUAGCAUCACUUUGUGAUUAGUGAGUAUUUUCUUUUUCUUCUUUUGUUGAUGAUUAUUUGGUUGGGUUUUUAUUAGUAAGGAAACAAACAGGAGGGUCUUCCACUGCUAUUGGUGAUCCCUACCUUCAAAAGUAAUCUCACUGUUUAAAUUUUACUGUAAUUUGUCGUGUAGAAUUUCUUUUUCUUUUUUUACCUUUUGUAGUCAUUUUAUUAGUGGAAAGUUUGUAAGUAAUCUUCCUAUAAUGAGGAUAAGAAAUAUGUGCAACUUAAAACUGAGUGUUGUUUAGGAGUAAGCAUUGUACCAUGCUGUAAGUUCUCUAUAGCCUGUAUAUUUUGUCAUGAAAUUUACUCAUCAUGUGUUGAAUGUUGUA
Cannabis sativa is the source of this 1183-nucleotide messenger RNA. RefSeq lists its product as uncharacterized. The record is from RefSeq and is a predicted model, not a curated record. The transcript is spliced from 2 exons. Bases 279 to 833 code for a protein of 184 amino acids. Lineage: Eukaryota; Viridiplantae; Streptophyta; Magnoliopsida; Rosales; Cannabaceae.